AACAUGUUGGAUGUGGUGAAGCUAUGUCUUGCGCCUUGCUGUUCUUGCUUCCAGAGUCCAGUUGUACGUGAGGACAUGAGCUAUGUGUUUUGCACCAAAGAGAAACUUGAUAGAUUAGAAAGUGCCAUGACAGAUCUAAGAGCCAAGAAGGAUGAUAUUGAGAGAGAGCUUAAUCUCCCUCAACACAGAGGAAAACAACCCACUAAUGAACUUCAACGCUGGGUUCACAAGGUUGGAGAAACAGAUGAGAAGGUAACACAAUUGCUGGAUGAAUAUAGCAAAAGAAGUUGUGUUACAGGCCCUUGUUGUCUGAAUUGUAUUUCAAGGUAUAGCAUUAGCAGAAGAGCAAUCAAUUUAUUAAAUGAAAUAACUCAGUUAAAAGGAGAACAAUCAAAAGUCUUGUUCAUAGAGCAACACCCUCCUAAACCAGUCCCUGAAUCACAUAGAAUAGUGGGGGAAAAAAUCAGCUCCAACGUUGAUAUUGCUCGCAGUUAUCUGGCAGAUGAAAGAGUUGGUAUAAUUGGCAUAUGGGGCAUGGGGGGUGUAGGCAAGACUACACUCUUGAAAAAAAUCAGGCAGUCAUUGUCAGGUGAUGCAAACAUGGGAUUCAAUCAUGUGUUAUUUAUCGAAGCUUCAAAAGAUAUUCAGCCAGAAGAACUUCGAAAACAGAUUGCUGAAAGGUUGAAUUUGCAGCGUGCUGGUAAGGAAGACAUCUUCAAUGUUUUAAAAAUUAGCAACUUUGUAUUGCUCUUGGAUAAUAUAUGGGAAGAAGUGGAUCUUAUUGAUCUUGGAAUUCCCCAUCCUUAUAGCGACAAUAAUUCCACCAAGCAAUAUAAACACAAAGUGAUUUUCACUACUCGAUCUGAAGAUGUGUGUGCCAAGAUGGGUGCAGGAGAAAAUACCAUCAAAGUGGAAUGCUUGGAAUCAGAUGAAGCAUGGGAUCUUUUCAAGGACAAUGUAAAUCUAGCUGUUAUUGAGUCAGAUGAAAAGUUUAAAGAAAUAGCAUGGCAGGUGAUGGAGAAGUGUGGUGGUUUGCCACUUGCUCUGAAAGUGGUUGGUAAGGCCAUAUCAAACAAAAAAUCUGUCCAAGGUUGGAAAUUUACUUUGAACUCAAUAAAGAGUUCAGGCACUGAAGUAGUUCAAGGUGUGCAGGAAUCAUUACUUCCGAUUUUGAAAUUCAGUUAUGAUAAUCUAACUAAUGAUUUCAAGGAGUGUUUCUUAUCUAUUUGCAUGUUGCGAGGACAACAUAAACAGUAUAUUGCAGAUUUUUUUAUGGGAUUAGGUUUGAUUGGUGAUUUUGACAAUUGGCAAGAAGCUUGUGGCACAGGAGAAAAUAUCCUUAAGAUUCUAGAGGAAUCAUGUUUAUUGUAUUUUUCUGAUCAUGGUUUUGUGAGGUUACAUGUGUUACAUAUGGACCCACCACCCCUGCAGUUAGAGGGAAGGAUUAGCUUAGGAUAUAUAAGACUAGGGAGAUUGGCUCUCACAGGCGAUGUGGGACUAUGGACCAGGUUAACCACUGCGUCCCAACAACAUGAUGUAAUUUAUGAGAUGGCAAUGUGGAUAGCAACAGACUGUGGGAGGAACAUGAAUAAAUGGAUAGUGAAAAGAUAUGAUAGUUUCGCAGUUGAAAUAGCAUCAAUCAAUGCAGAGAAUUGGAGAUUCGCGAACCGAGUGAUUAUAGAAGGCAAGGUGGAGCUUUUGCCAAUUUUGUCUCAUCAAUGUUCUGAUUUGUUAUGUUUAAUGAUAAAUUCUAAUUCUUGUUUAAAAAAUAUUCCUGAAGGAUUUUUCAGACAGAUGCCAAAUUUGACAUAUUUGAAUCUUGAAGGCACUGGUAUCACAGAGCUUCCAAAGGUCAUCAAAUGUUUGGUUAAUUUGCAAUACCUAAACAUUUCAGACACAAAUAUCUCAUCACUUCCAAAGGAGUUGGUAUAUUUGAAGAAAUUGCAAUAUCUGAUAUGCAGAUAUACAAGGCUGGGCAAGGUAGAGGAUGGUCUUAUGUCAAGAUUACAGAAGUUGAAGGUCAUUGCCAUACAUCCAACUGGGUGGGUAGAACCGGAAGAGUUAAAGCUAUUGAAGAAACACAUCAAAGCAAUCGGGAUGCGUGUAGUAUCUCAAGAGGUUCUCCAACAACUCUCAUGUUUGCCAACAGCUUGGCUUUGCCUAUACAAUUUGGAUAUCAUCUCUCUUUCAUUUGACACUUUAAGCUACAAAGAUCAUGGAUUCUUGCAAACACUACAAAUUGAAUCAUGCUCACAGCUUAAGGAGCUUGUGAUGAAUGGAAGUGGGAGUCAUCUCAAUUUUCUCAUAAUCUGUGAUGUCAAAAAAUUGCCGAACAUUAUUUGGACAGAUCUAUUGCCUCCAGAAUUUUUCCAUGUGUUGAAGGGGUUAUCCAUAUCAAAAUGUAAUUUGGAUAAUUUAGCUUGGGUUCUACAUCUCCCAUGUCUAGUUUUUUUAGUUAUUCAUGAUUGUUCAGAGAUAGAAAUGUUGUUUUACAUCGAGGAGAGAGAAAUCCGACAACAAGAAGUCUCAGAACACCGCCCAACAUUCCCUGUAUUGGAAUAUGUAAUAAUAAAAAAGCUACCAAAAUUAGUGAGCAUAAGCAAUUUUGAAUUGGAUUUUUCUCGACUUAAAUAUCUGUCAGUGCGUCAAUGUCUUAAUUUGAAGAAGCUUCCAUUCAAAGGUGCCAUUGACAACAAUCAAAGAAUGAUAGACAUUCAUUGUGAGAGAGAAUGGUGGGAAAGCUUAGAGUGGCAUGAUGCCACCAUCCCAUCUCGCCUUCGGCCAUAUUUCAGCAGGGAUGAGAGUAAUGUAGACUUAACAUUGUUUCAAGCAUGGAAGAAGUAUAUAUAUGUACAAGAUGAGAGUUACAAAGACUCGGAUUAGUUCAAGCCAAGUAAGAUGCCCUUUUUUGCAUUUGCUCAAGUUAGAAAUCAUCUUAUGCUUAUACCAAGUAAGAUCAUUUGGAGAAGAUGUUCUUCUCCUCUUUGUUUUCAAAUUCAAUGUGUAACUUAUAACAUUGUGAAAUCAUGCUAUCCCUUUGACAUGACUUUAAUUCCCUGGGUUUGCCAUCUCCAAAAACUUCUUAGAACUACAACUUCUUUUUUCGAUUAUCAGUGAUCUACCAAAUUUACUAUGGAAUUAUGCUCUAGAUUGCUCUUGUGUUGU
Messenger RNA from Dioscorea cayenensis subsp. rotundata (Guinea yam), 3165 nucleotides. RefSeq names its product disease resistance protein SUMM2-like. The record is from RefSeq and is a predicted model, not a curated record. Lineage: Eukaryota; Viridiplantae; Streptophyta; Magnoliopsida; Dioscoreales; Dioscoreaceae. Bases 4 to 2883 code for a protein of 959 amino acids. The transcript is spliced from 5 exons. Gene Ontology annotation, molecular function: ADP binding; protein binding.